Molecule: messenger RNA, 3609 nt
Organism: Venustampulla echinocandica
Lineage: Eukaryota; Fungi; Ascomycota; Leotiomycetes; Helotiales; Pleuroascaceae
Product: WD40 repeat-like protein
Exons: 3
Coding region: 1-3609 (1202 amino acids)
Biological process (GO): SREBP signaling pathway
Cellular component (GO): Golgi membrane; endoplasmic reticulum membrane
Molecular function (GO): protein binding; sterol binding
Source: RefSeq, a predicted model, not a curated record
AUGAUAGCUUCAACCUCGAAACCGCAACCUUCGCUCACUCCAAUUCCUGCCAUCGCAGCCUUUGCCAUUCGUUGCCGCUGGCGUCGCCAUCGCAGCUGCCAGGGUCAGAGCUGGCCACAGGCCCUCUGCUCUUCCGCCCAGGCUGUCCCCGCCUGGCUUGCAGUUCCAUCUCCAUCAGUGCAACUCGCCAUGGACGUGAUCCUCAUCCCGGCAAUCAGUCAUCAUUGUGUUUCCCCAUCCGCCUGCCUAGUCAAGCAUACAACCGAGCCUCCAGAUCUCGAUACCAAACACCCUCUUCGUCACAGUUUCACGAAAUAUGGCAAUCAAGCUGCCCGACGCCCCGUCAAAACCCUCCUCAUAUCUGUUGCCGUCGCUGCGGUUCUGAUAUACCCUUUUCCAUUCCUCUACACGAACGACUUCACUAAUGGCGCUUCGAAUCUACCCCACCAUGUUUGGACUUCGGCGCAGCCCUUCCAAGGACCCGUCGACACCCGGCCUGAUGUUGUGAUGCGGUCUAUAUGGGUACACGGAAGUUACAUGAACGCCUUACAACCAGAAGUUUUACAAAGUGCAUUAGAAAUCCAAGAUGAGCUCCUGGGCCCGACGCUUAAUUUUGAUCCUCGAAGACUAUCAGAUCAUAAAUAUCCCGCCGACAUCGAUACCGACUUAACAACGGACAUGCGAGACAGUUUCCACGCUAGCAAUGGCUUGACCAAUUCAUCGUGGUUUUUCCACUCCCCGCUACAAUAUUGGUUAUGCUCGAAAGACCGCAUCGCAGGGGACCACUCUAUCAUCAGGACGGUUAAUGAAGGCUCACGUCAAGCAACGUUAAUUAAUACCACUCUUCGGCACUCUAUCGUGUUUAGCGGAAAGCGCUUUGAGGGCCAUCGACUUGUUGCCGCCGAUACCUUGGUUAUCACGUUGAUACAUAUGCUCGACUCCCCCGUCGGUAGACAAUGGGAGAGGAAAGCCGAGCAGCUUGCGCGCAGGAAAUCGAAACAGUGGCGCAUUAUACCGCCGGACGGUAGAUCGUACGCUAGUACAUUAUAUGAGUUUCGAUUUCAGCCGCUGUCUUUCCAAGAUGACCUCUUCCUCGGGGUCGCGUACACUGCUACUGCUCUGUACUUUUUCGUUAGCCUAUCAAGAAUGCGGGCGCUAAAAUCACGACUGGGCCUUAUCAUUGCAGUCACGGUACAGAUUGCGAUGUCAAUCAUGUCGAGUUUCACUAUCUGUGCGAUUUGGAAAAUUGACCUCUCCAAGAUACCUAGGGAGGUAUAUCCGUUGAUAAUAUUGACAGUUGGGUUGGAAAACAUUUUCCGGUUCAUCAAUGCCGUCAUCCUAACCCCUUCUGACCGUUCUACUUCAACAAGAACUGGCGAAGCUCUAGGCAAGACUGGAUACAUUGCCCUUGCUUCUGUUAGUCAGAAUAUUGCCAUACUCUGGAUGCUAUCUAAAAUAGUAUCGCCUCAAAUCUCCGCGUUCUGCACAUUCGCAGCCCUCGCUCUUUGCUUCGACUUCUUCUACCUAUUAACGUUCUUUACAGCAGUUCUAAGUAUUGACGUGCGGCGAACUGAGCUGAGCGAUUCCUUGACCCGGGUUUCAACUCGCAAAGAACCAUACUCAACAUCAGAUUCGCAACCGAGGAAAACCUGGGGGGAUGCAGUCUUGCGUGUCGAGACUGCGGUCUCGACACGAGUAGCUGGGACCAUUGUGAUUAUAGCCUUUGUAAUUAUGGCACAGUGGCAUUUCUUCGAUAAUGAGAGUCUUUUUCAGACUAUCCUCCGGUUGUGGAGAUCCAGCUCACAACCCCACCCAACGCGAUCUAGCUCCACAGCUUUUCUGUCAGUCGAUAUUCACCAAGCCAGGACGCCCACAUCAUGGUUAAGAAUGCAAGAUCAUGAAACAGCUCACGAGGUCAUUCAAGCCAUCAAGCCACAUGCUAAUCGCUACAUCGCGCAAGUGUACGACCCUUUGAUAUUUGUCCUUGAUGGAUCUGAUAGGACCCCAACCAGUUUUGGAGACAGUCAAUUAUUACCUGCUGCCCAAGGAUUUUUUAUCGCAGUUAUUUCGAUUCUUGCUGUGGUCUCACUAUUAAUGAACUACCUCCUCUGGGAUGAGCUGCCAGAAGCUGGGGCGGAAGAUAGGCCUGAUGAUAAGCCACUUCUGUCUGUUAAAACUUUGAGUCUGGGGCACGCCCUUGAUAUUGUUCUCCUCAAAGCAUCUAACGAUGGAAUUAUUGCAACGGUUGGUCUGGAUCGAUGGAUCCGUAUAUGGGAUAUUCGCAACGGAAUGUUCAACUACAUUGUUCAAGACCCCGGCUCUGAUAUCGACCCAUUUCCCGUCCUAGCUAUGGCUAUCGAUAAUGACUCCAAUUGGCUGGCGCUUUUGUCAGCUAAAGACAAGGUCAUGUUAUGGAAUAUUCCCGAGAGACGAUGGGGUCCCGUGAUGUCGGUCGAGAUCAAAGGUCGAACUCCCGCCACAUUUUGCUUUGGAUACCACAAAACGGAGCUUAUAGAUCCUGUACUGGUGGUUCGGCAUAAUGGCAUAAUGACGGAAAUGCACAUGGAAACAAACGAAACCAAGGAGCUACAAAUCUGUCGCAGUCCACUGGUCGCUGCAUUACCCCAUUUCGAAAAACCUAGCCCCCAAUAUCCUCACCCUCCCCCACGGAUACUCACAUCAUCAAAGCGUGGAUGUGUCCAUGUGGCUUCGCAAUUCGAACCAGACUGGGUCUCGGAAGGGCUUGAAAUCCCUGAUCCGGAAGAUGACAAAGAGAUUCGAUCGAUCCUGCCAUUGCCGGCUUUGAGUUCCUUUCUUGCAUGCCGGGAUCACACUGUUGAUCUCAUCGACAUGUUCACCCACAAAGUCACACAUACGUUUGCUACCAAGUCGAUGAAGCCUAACACCCUUCGAUGUUUCCACUCCACUCGCAGACGACCACAAUGCGGGUCUGUGGGACUUGCUUCUCUCGCAAUUGCUUACACCUGCGCCGAAACGGGAUCGUGCAUAUUGCAAUCCUACCUCCCCCAACGCGAGGGUGAUACCAUAUGCUUCCGUGAUCCAUGGAAGCCGGGCAGCAAGACUUGCUGUCUCUGGCGAGAGACAGUCGAGCAUAAAUACGAGGUCCAGAACCCUGGUGAAUGGCAAGCACUACAAAUUGGUUAUGUUGUCGGAGUCCGCAAGCGGGAGACACGAGCUGGUGUAAAAGAAACCGGUAGCCAUUCCACCCUUUCUCCUGGCACUUCAGGGCUGAGACGACGUGGCGGAAACGGGACACAUUCAUUAUCCCACAGUAUAAGCAAGUCAGAAAUGGACGACGAAGAUUCUUGGGAAGUGUGGAGUAUCAAUGCGAGGGGCGACCGGUCAAGCACGCCGCUCUGUGACGCGAACCAGAAUCAUGAAAGCCUUCUCGUGAAUGGCCUUGGUCCAAUGGAGAAGGCGGGUAAGAGCGUCAUCGCUGUCGCGUUGGGCAAUAUUAUCAAAGUCAUCACUGUAGGAAGCGAUAAGUUCGAUGGCACUCAAGAAGAAAGCGACGAUUCGGCCUUCGUCGGAAUGGCUGCGAGCCGGAAGAAGAAGCCCAGCAUUUCAACAAGGAAACGGACCGCUUAA